AAUCUGUCUUUUUCCUAAUAAUCAUCUCCAAGAAUUUUCCAUAAAUGUUCGAUAGAAUUGAGGUGUAUUUAAUUGUUGAGACAUAUAUGUAUAAUAUGUAUAUAUUUGCUUGUAUUUACAUAUGCACGUACAAGCAAGAGAAUCACCUAGGUGAUGAGUAAACAACAGAGUUGUAAUUAUCAUCGACAUUAUUCGUAUUCUCGAGUGCGUUCACAUCAGCUCACUGAGCUCACGCGAAACUUUUCGUUCACUUUUGAAAUGUCCGAUAUUGCAGACGCCCUUCUUGCUCAGUAUUACGGAUUUUCCAAGAAUUCGAAACCCGAAAAAUUUUUAUCCAUCCACGAAUGCGUGAGCCAUGCGGAAAACGACGUACACAAAUUGGUCGGUGAGCAAUCAACCGCAGAUACGAACGAUGAUGAUACGUCCAAGGAAACAGAGCUACAGGCAAACAAUGUCGAGAACGAGGAGAGCAAUUCCGAAGACAUUCCGGUAAGAUCCUCGCAAGCAUUGGAACGGGAGGCACUCGACGAUGAUGAAGAAACAGGAUUUGAUAUUAUCUUCGAAGGAGACACUGGCAAUGUGUUUGAAAAUAUAAAUGCUUCCUCCAGCAAAAAAGCGAAAGACCUUACCUUAAACACAAGCAAGGCUAUCUCUACGAUCCUGGCUCCGGAGGACAAUGAAGGAAACGAUUUAUACCUCUCACUUAGCGAAGAUGCACUGGCCGAUAGUGCUUCAGAUAUUUCGUCGGUAGCAGGAAGGAAAACAUCGCCCAAGUCUUCGACUAGAUUUGCUUCACCUUCGACGCCACCACAAGAAAAGGUUCCAGUGUACAAUGAGACCUUCAUAGAUUUAGCAGGCACUGGUCUCACGUCACUGCCUAUCGAGAUGGUCAAGAACUAUUUUAUAAUACGAAUGCUAUAUUUGGAGAAUAAUAGUCUCACCGAACUUCCCAAAGAACUCUUCGCUUCUUUGCCAAAAUUGCAAUGGCUAGACGUUCGAAAUAAUCAAUUAACGAGUUUGCCUGCGAGCAUCAAAUCGCAUCCUUCGCUGGAGACCAUCUUAUUAGAAGGAAAUAAAAUCGAAAAGUUGCCAUUAGAACUUUGUCUGGUACCAAAACUCAAGAUCCUCAAUGUAGCGCACAAUCCUAUCGUUGAACCUCCGGAGGACGUAAUCGCUCUUGGAUGUUCGAGUAUCCUCAAUUAUCUCCGUACUAAAUGGAACAAAUUGCACCCAAACGGGUCUGUGAAGUUCGUGGAACAAAGGAUCGAACCAAGGCUCUCAACGAUUUUAUGUUAUCAAUCUCCUCGCGAGAAGCGAUUGAAAUUACCGAAAAUUUCGCGGCGAACGUUGAAGAGCGCGAAUAACAUCGGUGAUUCAUCGACAGGCAUGUCAACCAGGAAGAAGAGUAGAGCGUACAAACCGAGCAAUAGGUACAUCAAUAUAAAGAUUGACACUUUUUCGGAAAAUUCGGCGAAUAAUACCGACGACACGCAUAAUAAUACAAGUUUUCUCUGUGCAUCGUGUGCAUGUGCUCGGAACGACGCUGCUGCCCGAUGCAAGGACGAGAGUCACAAAGGGAGGACUGACGCUCAAAGAAACGAUGGGCAGCACACGUUUCUAAACAUGAUAACUUCGUGCCACGACAUCAGGAAAACUUGCAUUAGGAAUGAGAUCGCCGAAGUAAAUGCGAAAAUCUUACACUUGAUAGGGCCAUCGCCUAGAUCGCGUUACGUUAGGCAAAACGUUACGGGGCUGAUAACGUACAGGCAAUAUCGCGGGAAGGAGUGUAAAAUCAAGGCAAUUAGCAAUGAGACAAAGUAUAUCGCACUCGCGAAAAAAUCCGAUAACUCCGUCGCAUUGAAUGAGGGUAAAAAAAAGAACGCUGAACACACGGAGUUGGUUUUCGAUAUUGUGACAAAAGACAUGCAAAGAAUGCGGCUGCGACCGACGCAACUGAAAGACUCGCGUUGCAUUUUGUCGUGUUUGGAGAAUUAUCUCGGUAUCGGAACAAAUUAGAUACAAAACAGUUGAUUCGGUCUAGAAAGAUUAGUCUUACUUGCUAAUAGUAAAGAAAACCUACGAACAAAACUUAAAAAUAAAAUGUUGCAGUAGUUUAUUUACAUCGCUGAAUUUUCGAUAUUUUUCUUCGGGAAGAAAUUUGAUUAUCAUUUUAUUAUUUGAGUGUUAGACGUGUAAAAACGCACAGUGUUUUGUAUUUAGAUGCGAGGGUAAAGGAACGAAUUUGGCUAUGGAACAACGGAUGUAUUGGAUUUCUAAAGCGAGAGAUUUGCUCAGUGCACAAUCGGCAACAAUUCAAAAAAUUAAGUAA
Ooceraea biroi (clonal raider ant) is the source of this 2329-nucleotide messenger RNA. RefSeq lists its product as uncharacterized. Gene Ontology annotation, molecular function: protein binding. Gene Ontology annotation, cellular component: cytoplasm. NCBI's taxonomy places the organism in Eukaryota, Metazoa, Arthropoda, Insecta, Hymenoptera, Formicidae. The record is from RefSeq and is a predicted model, not a curated record.